This is a messenger RNA of Pseudomassariella vexata, 2375 nucleotides long. Its product is annotated as calcineurin-like phosphoesterase. Gene Ontology annotation, molecular function: hydrolase activity. The coding region runs from base 178 to 2025 and encodes 615 amino acids. Gene Ontology annotation, biological process: nucleotide catabolic process. Lineage: Eukaryota; Fungi; Ascomycota; Sordariomycetes; Amphisphaeriales; Pseudomassariaceae. The transcript has a single exon. Gene Ontology annotation, cellular component: cytosol. The record is from RefSeq and is a predicted model, not a curated record.
CCCGGGCCAGUGCGUUGGUGACUACCAAAGUCUCCUGUCUUGACAACUCUCGAAGCUAAAAGGUGCAAAGACAGUUCAAUCUUAUCGUUAUUGACAUUCGGUCUGCCUUCACUAAGUUUACCCUCACUAAUUUCGAUGGCCUAGUGCCAGUCUAGCUUACGACCCAGCACCAAUACAAUGUUCCCUAAGUCUGCUCUCGCAGCGGCUUCUCUGGCGGCACUCACCCGAGCUGCCCAACCAGGAGCUGCAGCGCCCGUCGCAGCACCCCUUCGAGACCUUGAAUGGGGUCAGAUCAACUUCCUCCAUACCACAGAUACCCAUGGAUGGCAUGGCGGCCACCUCCAAGAACCUCAGUACUCGGCAGACUGGGGUGACUAUGUCUCCUUCGCCGAGCACAUGAAGAAAAAAGCUGAUGAUCAGGGUGUCGACCUCCUCCUCAUCGAUACCGGCGAUCGGAUAGAGGGAAACGGUCUCUAUGAUGCGAGCGAUCCCAAGGGGAAAUACACCUACGACAUCUUCAGCGAGCAGUCGAUAGAUGUUAUUUGCACUGGCAACCACGAGCUGUACCAAGCCGACGCGGUCACCCGCGAACACGAUAUCACCGUUCCUAACUUCAAAGACUCAUAUCUUGCAUCGAAUCUCGAUUACAUAGAACCCGAAACGGGCAAUCAGAUACCCCAAGCGAAACGGUACCGCAAAUUCAAGACGAAAAAUCAGGGACUUAAUAUCGUUGCGCUCGGCUUCCUUUUCAAUUUCGACCGAAACGCUAACAACAGCGUCGUGAUACCCGUUGAAGAGACAAUCAAAGAACAAUGGUUUCUGGAUGCUAUCCGUGAGAAACCCGACUUGUUCGUGGUUACCGGGCAUGUUGGACUUCGGAUGAAAGAGUUUGAGCAGAUCUACAAGGUCAUCCGGGAUCAGAACUGGUACACACCCAUUGUCUUCUUUGGCGGCCACGCACACGUGCGGGAUACGCGCAAGUUCGAUGACAACGCUUUUGCCAUUGCCAGCGGCCGCUACUUUGAGACAAUUGGGUGGAUGUCUAUUGACGGCGUGACGAAGAAGGGCGAUGAUGAGUUCUCUGCCCAGGCAUCGGCAUCUUUUAAGAGACGCUACAUUGAUAACAAUCUGUUUGGGCUCCAGUAUCAUACCGGAUUGAACGAGACUACUUUCCCGACGGAACACGGACGCAAUGUCACCAAGAUGAUUGCAGAUGGCCGGAAGGCUCUCAACCUCGACAAGACGUUUGGCUGUGCGCCUCAAGACCUCUGGAUGAGCCGGGCCGAGUACCCUAGCAACUCCAGCAUAUUUACUUGGCUCGAGGAACUGGUUAUGCCGGACAUUGUCGUCAACAAGGAGAGAGCAGAUGUGCCGAGGCUUGCCAUUACUAACACGGGAAUGAUCCGAUUUGACAUCUUCAAGGGAGCUUUCACUAUCGACUCGACAUAUAUUGUUUCCCCGUUUGUCAGCAUGCUCAACUACAUCCCGAAUGUCCCAUAUAACGUUGCCAAGAAGGUCAUGCCUCUUCUCAAUAAUGGAGGGCAGCUCUUCGCUGGAAACAUGGAUCCUGCGCUUGAUGCCAAGUAUCUCGUCAGCCCCGAACAAUGGUCUCUGGCAACCCAGCCGCAACUUGAGAAUCUCGAAACAGAGUCGCCCGUCCAUUUCAUGGACACUGCUGAUGGUCAGAAACCUCUUGGAGAUGGCGAUUCUAGCGAGAGACCCGGCUUGAUUGGCGGCUAUACCACGAAAGACGACCUUGGCGACAACGGCGAUGAUACCGUCCACUCGCCCCUGAAGUUCUACGCGGUUCCGAAUUGUAUCCAAACAGAAAUUGACUUCCCCAUCAAAGGUGAUCCCGAUAAGGUGGACUUGGUCUUUGUCGACUAUGUUCAGCCUUGGGUUAUCAUGGCAUUGAAAUUUAGUGGCGGAGACUAUAGCACUGAUGAUGUCAAAGUGUGGUCCAACGAAACGGUGACGGAUAUGAUCGCGGGCUGGAUUUGGGAGAAUUGGAAGGUUGAUUGCUGAAUUAGUGGAGUUUGAAUUGUAAGGGCCGGCGUGUGUAUGCGUGGUUUUCAAGCAAACGCACUUGGAGUUCCAGGAUUGCGGGCAAGGAAGUUUGAAUUACAAGAUAAUUGACCUGGAGAUUACGGGAUAUCGAGUUACACAUAUUUUUAUGGGGGAAGUUGCAUGUUUUCUUCAAUCGUCCGAAAUUUACUAUUUUUCAAACUACUCGUUGCGCAGAGCCGUAAUGUACGCAUCAUGCUGCUUCUAGGGAAGCCCUAUAUCUGGUUCUCCCCUUGCCGAGUAUAGUGUCGAGUGGCUUAAAUUUGAGAUGUAAACAUACGCAGGCAAUAAAACUACAAGCUGUGCAUGAU